Cryptomeria japonica (Japanese cedar) is the source of this 2168-nucleotide messenger RNA. RefSeq lists its product as uncharacterized. Gene Ontology annotation, molecular function: zinc ion binding. Lineage: Eukaryota; Viridiplantae; Streptophyta; Pinopsida; Cupressales; Cupressaceae. The transcript is spliced from 3 exons. The record is from RefSeq and is a predicted model, not a curated record. The coding region runs from base 84 to 1754 and encodes 556 amino acids.
AUCGAAUCCUCAAAAUCCAGUAGCACAAAGGAACGAACAAUCAGGAUCCUUCUGAAGAAGAAGAAUAACUCGUAGAAGAUAGCAUGGGGAAGGAAGGAGAAGAACGUAUAGAGUGUGCAGAAUGCGAGUGUGAAAGAGCACAGGUAGUCUGCUGUACUGAAUCUCUCGCCUAUUGCAACUCCUGCUCACACAAAAUUCACUCAAAGAAAGCUCGCUUUCAUCAUCAAAUCCUCCCCAUCGCUACUUGUUGUCAUUGUCUAAUCCGCACUGCAACUCUCCAAUGUUUUCAAUGCUAUAAAAAACCCAAGCCCUUCGUUCUGUGUACCCAAUGUUCAAAAACCAUACAUUCUGCCCCUUGUACACGGGCUCACAAAAUCACCAUCCUCGCCUUCUUAAGCAAUAUUGUUAAAACAGAAAACCAGUUCUCUACCCAUGUAAAGGAGGAGAAGACAGAACCUGGAGGUGGGCAUUCAGCCACCAAGGAGAAAAAAAGGAGAGCAGGAAGCAGUAUUUCUGAUCUUGACAACAAAUACACGCCUGGUAAAAAGCCUAAAAUUAAUGUAAACAAGAGAACGGGAAACUGUUACUCUGAUCCCCAAGUCAAAUGCCCACCAGAAGAAAUACUUGAAAAACAGGAACCCCAAGCAUCCUCUGUUCCUAGGAAAAACAUUCCCAGGGCAGCUAGCAGGCGUGUUUUUGGCCCCGUAGAGAUUCACGAUUCUUCUUCUGAAAGCGAAGCUGAUGAGGAUUCUGAUUCAUGUUAUAGUGAUUUUGAGGAGGAGAGUGGGAUCAGGCGCAUACACAGGGGGAAUGUCUCCAUCGAGGCAUUUGUUGUGAAUGCUGAAGAGGAGAAUGAGGAAGAGGAAGGUGAUGUUGCAGAGGGUACAAAUGCAGGCGGGUUCGCGAAGGAGGAAAGCGUAGUGGUGGGAGUGAAGGAGAGGAUAAGGAAGAUGCUGGAAUUGGGGUUGCAUCCUGACACUCCUGAUAUUGAGGCACAACAGGCCUUGAAGAAUGCACAGCGCCUUCUCACUAAGCACAAUCUCCAACAGGCAGAGGUGAUGAAUGGGGCACUCAAGGAUUCAGAAGCACUUGCUGGGGGUAUGCGCAUGGUCGAGCUGAGAUCCAAAGGAAAGAUUGAUAGAAUUGGAAGGAUUGAACAGUGGGUAGUUGAGCUUGCCCAUGUUAUUGCAGACAAUUUUGACACACAAUAUUUCACUAGAAAAUACACCAGAAGGGAUCGACCUCUUCAGGUUAUCUUCUAUGGUAUCAAACAAAAUGCAGAUUGCUCUGGCUUUGCAUUUGCAGCAACAUUCAAUAGAAUUACAAUAAUGUCUGCAAAUUAUAAUCCUUCCAAAACCGCAGCUGACAAAGAGAAUAAAGAACUCUCCACUCAAAGCUCAUAUACGAGGAUUGCCAGACACAAUUACAAGUUGGGUAUUGUUACAGGAUUGCGAGAUGCUGUCAAAAAGAGUUCUGGAAAAUGGGGUUCAGAAGACGGAGAUGGAAGAAAAGGAAAGGGUACAAGAAGUAGAAUAGAGAAUAAGCAGGAGGCGGCAAUGCAAGCACUUGUUCUACAUUCCAAAGAAGUUGGGGAAGCAUACAUAAAGGAUAAAGGGAUCAAAAUCAAGAUCUUUAAAGCCAAGAUAAGAGAAAGCGCAAGGAACUUAGAAGCAUUUGCCCGUGGGAAGAUGGAUUCAAAGCAAAUUGACAUCAACCAGAAAGCAUUGCCAACCAAUCACAGGGAGAGGUCAUGAAAAUAGUUGCAGUGUUGAUGCCAAUUUCAGCUGCCAGUAUGUUUCCCAUUCUUCAGUAUUUGGCUGUUACUUUGGAAUAUUAUUUAUAAUGAUCGCUGAAAAUGGUUGCAGUGUUUAUGCCAAUUUCAGCUGAUAGUAUGUUUUCCAUUCUUCAGUAUUUGGCUGUUAGUUUGGAAUAUUAUUUAUAAUGAUCUCUCUGCAACGUAUGGUUCAGAUCAAGCAUUAUUCAUAGGUUUUGCUUUAGCAUCAUGCGGUGCUAGAUUGCGCUUCAUUUUGUUAAUUACUGGUAUGUUACUGUGUGAUUUUAUUUAAGAAAAUAUUGAUGAAGCUGACAAUAUAGAAUCACUCUCGGAAGGAGGUAUAACUCUAUGCAUGAGGACUCAGUCAAUGAGAUCCAUUAAUUUUUAUCAAUUA